UGUGUGUGUGUGUGUGUGUGUGCGUGGUGUGGUGUGUGUGUGUGUGUGUGUGUGUGUGUGUGUGCGUGGUGUGGUGUGUGUGUGUGUGUGUGUGUGGAGCGCAAGUGUGUUUGCAUUGUGCACCAAAAGCAGGAGAACAAGAGGAGAGGAGCACACUGUCCUGCUCUCGCUUUUUCUUCCAUUCUGCUGUUGCUCUGCCGUGGACACCUGAACAAGACAAGAACUGAGGGGAGUGGAGUGUGUGUGUGUGUUGUGGGGGUGGGUGGGUCAGGCAGGGAAAGAUGAGAUCAAAGAGCCAGGUGAGGAAGAGACACAGGAACGUCUGUUUCUUUCUCUCUCUCUCUCUCUCUCUCUCUCUCUCUCUCUCUCUCUCUCUCUCUCUCUCUUACUCUCUCUCUCUCUCUAUCUCUCCCUCUCUCUCUGACGCGCUGUAGUCUGUGAGUGAGUGUUUGUGUGAGGGAGAGAUCCAGCCAAAUCGGUCCACUUCCCUCAUCCAAGCAGACAGUGAACCUGGAGAGGAAGGAGCAGCCCGUCUCCACACUAACUAUUAAAGAGUCCAACCCCCUCCAACCAGAAACCUCUCAACAUCAUUAAGAAUGCAUCAUUCUGUGGGAGGAGAAAGAUAAAGUGUUGUACCUUCACCUGGAUCGUCAUCGAGUGAGGCCUUCUCCUACCACUCCAGAGGUCCAUCCCAUCCCUUCUCCUACCACUCCAGAGACCCAUUCCAUCCCUUCUCCUACCACUCCAGAGGUCCAUUCCAUCCCUUCUCCUACCACUACAGAGGUCCAUCCCAUCCCGUCUCCUACCACUCCAGAGGUCCAUCCCAUCCCUUCUCCUACCACUCCAGAGACCCAUUCCAUCCCUUCUCCUACCACUCCAGAGGUCCAUUCCAUCCCUUCUCCUACCACUCCAGAGACCCAUUCCAUCCCUUCUCCUACCACUCCAGAGGCCUAUAUCAUCCACAGUCCAGACUUCCACCAUCUAGUCUGGUUACCAGGUGCACGACCAGACUUCAUCUCUAGAAUGAUAGUGGGAUUUUGCCAGACCUCCACCUGUCCAGGGUGACCUGUCCAUGACCUGUCCAGCUCUACCUGCCCUGAUAGACAGUACCCCCGCCACCUGAGCCUCUGUUCCUCAUCCCUAGCCCACCCCCCAAACCCACCAGUCCCGGGUUCCUUAGCCCCAACCCACCCCCCAAACACUCCCAGUCCCCUGGUUCCUCAUCCCAACCCACCCCCCAAAUCCCCCCGGUCCCCCGGUUCCUCAGCCCCAACCCACCCCCCAAACCCCUCCAUUCCCCCUGUUCCUCAGCAACCAGCCCAAAGCAGGGGAGGAUGGGUGAUGGGCCUGUGAGUCUCCCUGGUCUCACUCCUUCCUUCUCUCUCAUCCUCUCAUGGAGCCUCCUGUUGACAGCUCCACUUCCCCCUGGAACUCUUCCCAGUCCUCUCUCUCCGGACUUCCAGGUCCCUGGCUCCCAGCCUUCCCAGCCUCGCUGCACCCCAAUGCCUCUAAAGUGAGUCUUCCCGUGGACACCGGCGCCAGCAGAGCCCCCCUGGCCCAGUCCCUGGCCCUGUGUGUGAUGCUUCUCAUGGACCUCUUAGCGGUCGUAGGCAACCUAGCCGUCAUGGCUGUCAUCACCAAGACGCCGCAGCUGAGGAAGUUCGCCUUCGUGUUCCACCUGUGUCUGGUUGACCUGCUGGCGGCUCUGGUCCUGAUGCCUCUGGGCAUGCUGCCGGACCGGGUUUUGGCGCACGACGAGGCACUGUGCCGGAGCUACCUCUGUCUUAGCGUGGGUCUGGUCAGUGCCGCCAUCUUAUCUAUCUCUGCCAUCAACGUGGAGAGGUACUAUUAUAUUGUCCACCCCAUGCGCCAUGAGGUCAAGAUGACCGUGGGGGUGGUUGUGACGGUGUUGGUCGGGAUCUGGAUCAAAGCUAUUGUAACGUCAGCAAUGCCACUCCUGGGCUGGGUCUUCCAGGGGAGCCAGGGGGUAGGGGUCGAACUCGGAGGGGGACUAGAGGAUCCCAUGAUCCCGAGUCAUCCAAGCCAGAGACGUUGCUCCCUACACUGGACCGGAGGAGGAGGGACCACACGGUUAAUAUUCAUGCUCUUCUUCACCUUUGUCUACUUCCUGUGUCCAGUGCUGAUCAUCCUUGUUGUGUACUGUAACAUGUUUAAAGUAGCCAGGGUGGCAGCCAUGCAGCAUGGCCCCUUACCUACCGGGAUGGACACACCUGGGCCCCGCCCUCACCGCUCUGAGUCCCUCAGCAGCCAAUCCACCAUGGCUGCCAGCCUGGGAGGCCCCGGAGGUGGCCCUGGGGGCCCAUGUCCUCCACUCCGCACCCCCAGUCAGAGGACCUUCAACGGGGGUAAAGCUGCGGCAGUCCUGGUGGCGGUUGGAGGCCAGUUCCUAUGCUGCUGGCUGCCUUACUUCUCCUUUCACCUGUAUGCCGCCCUGGUCUCCACCCCCCCGGCCUCCCUGGCUUCGGACCAGAUGGAGGAAGUCGUGACCUGGAUCGGUUACUUCUGCUUCACCUCUAACCCCUUAUUCUACGGCUGUCUGAACCGGCAGAUCCGCACGGAGCUGGGCCGAAGCCUGGCCUGUAUCUUUAAGCGGGCGGGGCCGGGCAACGGGGAUCAGCUGGCCAGCCGAGAGGCCUCCAUCGAGGAGAACUUCCUCCAGUUCCUCCAGGGGACAGGGUGCAAUCUGGAGCCCUGCGAAUCUCAGGCACACAGCAGGGCUAGCAGGCCAGAGGAGCUGGAGGAGGCGGGGGAGAGGGGCCCUCUUCAAGAUGGACCUUGUCAGGAGAACACGCUGGUCCAGGAACACACGCCUGUUGACUUCCACAUCCCUGGACAGAUUAUCGAGGAGACCUCUGAGUUCUUGGAGCAGCAGCAUCUGAAUCUGAACAAUGACAUCAACCUAGCAGACAACUGCUGCAGGGUACACAGAACAUUGCUGGACAGCGCCUGAGCUGUAGCUGACACCGGCCACUCAUGUGUACAGUAGGCCUUUUUUUGGGGGAGGGGGCAGGCCUCAGAGGUGGAAACACUAAAGUCUUAGUCUGUAGAACAAGCACCGGUGUAGAGUCCUAUGGUGGAAACGGCAGAUAGAUGCCAAUGUUCUUUAGUAUGUCUGAGUAUUCCAUCUGAUGCUGGACUUGAUGGUGUUGUGUCCACAUUUGCUACAGUGUGAUUAUGGAACAUGACGUGUACAUGGCAAGUAGUUACUACUACAACUCUAAUGUACAGAGUUGCUAUCUUCUUUUGAAGAUAUCAUGUUGUUAUUAUCAGUCUAAAUCUCUAUGUUCAUUCUUCUGUCACUAGAAUCAGGGUUCCUUUACGGGAAGGUUAGGAGGUAUGAUACAGGGUUGGAGGAUUCCAUUUAAAUUCAGUAAACUCCAGGAAUAAACAGACAUUUUAAAUCCAAUCAAUCCUCCAUGCUUUUCUAUGAGGUUUAGUUCCUGAAUUGACUGACUGGAAUUGUAAUUUACCCUAACCCUGGUAUGAUGACAUUGCUACCCAUUUUCUAUCAAGACCAAAACUCCUUACAUUAAAUAUAUUUACUGCCA
Oncorhynchus mykiss (rainbow trout) is the source of this 3569-nucleotide messenger RNA. Its product is annotated as G protein-coupled receptor 61. Gene Ontology annotation, cellular component: plasma membrane; signaling receptor complex; endosome. Gene Ontology annotation, biological process: G protein-coupled receptor signaling pathway. The record is from RefSeq and is a predicted model, not a curated record. Gene Ontology annotation, molecular function: G protein-coupled receptor activity. Lineage: Eukaryota; Metazoa; Chordata; Actinopteri; Salmoniformes; Salmonidae.